Molecule: messenger RNA, 1377 nt
Organism: Mandrillus leucophaeus (drill)
Lineage: Eukaryota; Metazoa; Chordata; Mammalia; Primates; Cercopithecidae
Gene: P3H2
Product: prolyl 3-hydroxylase 2
Exons: 11
Coding region: 163-1377 (404 amino acids)
Biological process (GO): collagen metabolic process
Cellular component (GO): endoplasmic reticulum
Molecular function (GO): protein binding; procollagen-proline 3-dioxygenase activity
Source: RefSeq, a predicted model, not a curated record
UUGGGGCGGGCGCGCUGUUAUCGCAGCUGUGAGACCCAGCGCCUCGGGGGCCCCGCAUCCCGCCACCGCGUCAGCGAGGAUGUGCGCAGCGACUUCCAGCGCAGAGUGCCCUACAACUACCUGCAGCGGGCCUACAUCAAGCUUAACCAGCUCGAAAAAGCAAUGGAAGCAGCUCACACAUUUUUCGUGGCAAACCCUGAGCACAUGGAAAUGCAGCAGAACAUUGAGAAUUACAGAGCAACAGCUGGUGUUGAAGCAUUGCAACUGGUAGACAGAGAAGCCAAACUGCACUUGGAGAGUUACAAUGCAGGAGUUAAACAUUAUGAGGCUGAUGACUUUGAGUUGGCUAUCAGGCACUUCGAACAAGCCCUAAGAGAAUAUUUCGUUGAAGAUAUAGAAUGCCGAACCCUAUGUGAGGGGCCUCAGAGAUUUGAAGAAUAUGAGUAUUUAGGGUAUAAGACUGGUCUGUAUGAAGCUAUUGCAGAUCACUACAUGCAGGUGCUUGUUUGUCAGCAUGAAUGUGUGAGGGAACUUGCCACCCGCCCUGGCCGCCUCUCACCCAUUGAGAAUUUUCUUCCUCUGCACUAUGAUUACCUACAGUUUGCCUACUAUCGAGUUGGUGAGUAUGUGAAAGCCCUGGAAUGUGCCAAAGCCUAUCUUCUGUGCCACCCAGAUGACGAGGAUGUCCUAGACAAUGUGGAUUACUAUGAGAGUCUGCUGGAUGAUAGCAUUGACCCAGCAUCCAUUGAGGCCAGAGAGGAUUUAACAAUGUUUGUGAAACGUCAUAAGCUAGAAUCUGAGCUGAUCAAAUCAGCUGCAGAAGGUCUGGGGUUUUCAUACACUGAACCGAAUUAUUGGAUCAGGUAUGGAGGACGACAGGAUGAGAAUCGGGUCCCUUCAGGGGUCAAUGUAGAGGGAGCAGAAGUUCACGGAUUGUCAAUGGGAAAAAAGUUAUCACCCAAGAUAGAUCGAGACCUAAGAGAAGGUGGUCCUCUGCUCUAUGAAAACAUCACAUUCGUCUACAACUCAGAGCAGCUGAAUGGGACUCAGCGGGUUCUCCUGGAUAAUGUCCUGUCGGAAGAACAGUGCCGGGAGCUCCACAGUGUGGCCACUGGAAUCAUGCUUGUUGGUGAUGGAUACAGAGGAAAAACUUCACCCCAUACACCCAAUGAAAAGUUUGAAGGUGCAACUGUCCUGAAAGCACUCAAAUCUGGUUAUGAAGGUCGAGUCCCACUGAAGAGCGCUCGUCUGUUUUAUGACAUCAGUGAAAAGGCUCGAAGGAUUGUAGAAUCUUAUUUUAUGCUGAACUCAACUCUGUAUUUUUCCUAUACACACAUGGUCUGCCGAACAGCCCUGUCUGGUGAGAUUCCAGUCUGA